Molecule: messenger RNA, 6485 nt
Organism: Porites evermanni
Lineage: Eukaryota; Metazoa; Cnidaria; Anthozoa; Scleractinia; Poritidae
Source: the annotation of a GenBank genome assembly
AUGAAUUCAUCUGAUGGUAAGGUUGAAUUCUAUACAUAUCUAAGCUUUCUCAUGCAUCAUCAGGCCUUUUAAUGUCAAUUCGUUUAUUUAAGUUCAUCGGUUGAACACAUUUAGGCAUUAACUUGCAAUAACGAAAAUGUCUGCCGCCCAAACUCGAAUUCGCAGAGGAGAAGAUUGCAACUUUUUGUGUGAUAGUUAAUUCAUAUGAGAUUUUCAAUGGAUUUUGAUUUAGGAUGUGAAGCCUAGUUUCGCGUGGCGGUAAGUAAUACAAACAGAGUGUGAGGCACAUGCUGUCACAGAUUUCCAUAAAUAUUUCAUACAUUUUACUAAGCUAUACCCUCUUUGCUUGAUCAUAGAGUCGUUUAAUUUUCGACUUUGAUAGCAGUCCUGUUUGCUUUGUGUGUAAUGUAUAUCUGUCAUUUCGUCGUCUUUCAUCCCGCUUAAACGUUUCGGUGAAAGAAUAAUCUGUUUUUAGUUUAAAUCUGCUUUCAGCCCUGGAAUUAGCAUAGCCUGUUCAAGGCUCCGAUUAAAACGCGCCCCCUUUCCCAAGUCGCUCGCGCGCGUCUUUUUUUCGCUUUCCCCCGUUUUAAUACGUCCCCACUAUACUAUCUGAGAGCCUGGCACACGCUAGAACUAGCACGGAAGGCAAAUUUGAAAAAUUAUGUUUAAUCCAAAGAUAACAUUUUCUGCAAUGCCUGUUUCCCCGAUAAAAUAACGUUUUUAAAUUGGGGACUGCUUCAUCUUCCCCGUACAACACAAGGUUAUGUUUUCCAGCUUUUCUGACUCUCUCAUUUGCAGUGUAACUGAGUAUAAAGGAACUUAUAAAUUUUUAAUGCUAUAUCUAGUGACUUCAGUGACUUCUGACCAGUAUGUAGGGCUGUAUCUUAAGUGUACACGCCAAAGGGUAAGUUCUUAGGUCAAGAAAGCCGAUUAGAAAAACGUACGGUAAAAUUAAGCCAAGGUUUAAAGACGCCUUUCUCUUUGAAACAUAAUUCUUGCUUAAUUUUUUUAAUGAUUGUGAAAAUUGUUAGAUUAUUUUUUAAAUCGUCAACGAUUUUCAUCUGUAAAUAAAUGCACGUUUUUAAAAAAGAAAAGGCUUUGCAAUGGAUUCCAAAGUUGAUAUUGAUCUAGCAAGGUUUUUCUGAUACCCUUAACAUGAUCUUUUCUUCAAAAAUUUCGCCUUCAAGAGUGAAAUUCUGAACACCAAUGCAAAGGGGAGUCAAUCUGUAUUUCUUCUCUCCAAUUAAGUACUUUUGAUCUGUGAGGAGCAAUUUAUGGAUUUACAGGUUCUUAAAGACACCUUAAACUCUUGAAAUUGGAUUAAGGUUUUUCUACAAUUCGAAACAUUUACAAGGUCGUCGUCAUUACGAAAACAAAAAUAUGCCCCACGCAAAUUAAUAACCGCCUGUCAGUGUAGUGUCUGCUAAAUAACGAACUCAGAUAUGAUAAAGCAAAUUAUAUUAUAAUAGCCUUAUUAUAACACCGUACGUGAUUCAUUUGGUCAAUACUGGGCUAUGCCGUGAAAAAAGAUAAAAAAUAAAUAAUUAAUUGAUAGUUAGUCGGAAAUAGGCUGCAACUGAAUGAAAUAAUCAUUGAAUACACUCUUUUAUUUUUUCGAUAAGAAUAUAUUUUAUAAGAAUAUCGAGGCUAAAGAUUUGCGAAAUUUUAAGAAUAGAUUAAGAAUAAACCCCAGGCUGAGCCGUUUGAAAAGGGUGUAAUUUUGUGUUUUCAAAAACUUAAAUACAGUACAAUUAUAUGUUUUCAACUUAUUCCAUUCUCUAAACGGCAAAACUUGCCAACAAAACGAAAAAACCUGCAAUUACUAUAAUCACCCCAUUAUAUUCUAAAACGGAAAUGUUAUAAUUAAGCUAUAAUUUAAGAAUGAUACAACAAUAUUUUCAGCCUUAAAUCGGCAGAAAAAUAAGAAUAUUCAGCCUAACUGGAAAAACAACGUUCUUAUAAAAAAAAAAGAGUGUAGAGACAAAACAUGGAGAUAUCUUCAAAAUCCAUCCCAUGGGUCUGUGAACAAAAUUCUAUAGUGUGACCAUUAUAUAAGAGUCUCAAUAGGGUUAACCCUCAGUCGUCAAACGGCCUAAGAUUUAACCGUCACAAAAGGUUAUUUUUUACCGUCAGCCGUCAAAAAUGCACAGUAAUAUUAACCGUCAACGGGUGAGGUAUUUCAAAUCUCACUAUUUCAGCUGAUCUUCCACGACGGACUUCUGGCUCCAGAAGAAUCUUUGAAGUGGAAAAACCACGGGCCAAGUUCUCAAAAAUAGGCUCUCUGAACAUUUCGGCCCGGGUCGCGCAAGAGCGAAUUUUUUUUAACUUCAACAGUUUUGGCGAUAAAAUUGCUGGAGAAAAGAAAAAGGUUCCAAAUUUUAACACGGGUCGCAUUAUACGAAAUUUGCAUUUUCCAAAACUCCAAUGACUGACAUAUAUAUCAUACAAGAAUAGCUACUUGAAAGCAUCACGUAGGAGUAGAAGGCCGCCACUGAUCAAUUAUUUUCUUCGACCUUUUCUUGACUGAAUUUCCUUUUUUUCGCAACAAAAUGCCAUAGCAGUUCUGGUAAUAGUUAUAGUUAAUUAGUUAGACUAUUAACACGCCUUUAUGUAGUUGGCUGCAGCUUUCAGGAGUGGCAGAUCGCUUGAAUCGACGGCGAUUACGAAAUUGUCCGUGGUCUUCGACUUAACAUAACACGACUCAUUGAUACAAUGCUGCUAAUAAAGUCGGUUUGAAUUUAUUGGAGGAUAGGAUGCAAAGUUCGUGGCACAUCGAAAUAAUUGCUAGCGAGACGGAGGACCGAGGGCGUAGGAAAAAAAAUCAUUUGCCGUGGCAAUUUUCAAUUACACGGCUGAGGUAAAUGACAACUUAAUGUUUAAAGAAACAAAAUUGUCGAUUAUGCCAAAAUUUGGUAGCGUCCGAGGCAACACUUCGACUUCUUUGAACAUUGGCUGAAUUUUGGCAAUCGGGAAAAAAUUGGAUAUAAUUUUUAAUGCGGGGUCGCACUUAUUUUUCGUCAUGUGUUGACAGAUCCGGCAGGUGCUUCAAUAAACAAAAUUCGCUCCUGUGCGACCCGGGCCUUCUCCACACUGAUCUCAUGGCCGUACAUUUGCUUAAAGAAUUAGAUGAGAAAAUUCGUUUUAUAAUCAAAGCAUUUUUUUUCUUAUGUGAUCAUUUUGAUAUAUUUCUCGUAACCUUUUCGGCUCUUGAUAAUGUUUUAAUAUCUAGGAGAACGAUAUCAAUAUGCAUGUGUUUUAUGCGGACUCGUGGUGACAACUUAUUAUCAUGGUUACCUUUUAUUGAAAUAACUAUGAAAAAAAUUUCUCUGUUAGAUUUUUAUAAAUUGUUAGCAACAAGCAAAAUUAUAUUCACAGCUGUAUGUAAAACAAGUUCCUGUUUAUUUUGUUUUCAGUUUUGUCUAUUUUCUGGUAUAAGCAUAAAUUGGGAAACUCAUGUCAACUGAGCCAAUCAGAUUCCAUCAUUUCUUGCCUGAUACUCCUGAUAAACGAAUAUAUGAUCUCAACCAAAUGUUAUCUUGGAUUAAUGUCGUUGGUGAUUUUUCGUUCACAUUGGUUUGAGUCAAAUUACUUAUCUCUAUUUUUGACCCAAUAACCAGGUUACAAUUAAUUUAUUACGUGUCGUGCAGGGUUUCAAAAUGUUUUUAAAGAUGUAAGAGACUGGAGACUAACUUAGUGGGGCAGGAACGCGUGACGAACCCCCAAGAAUGUCUGCGUGGGAAGCUUAUAAUGAGAUAGAGUAAGGACCAAGUCGUGCUACACGGCAGUAGCUCGAUUUGGUUUCAAACGUCGUGCUACCGCCGUGCCGAACUCAAUUUAUAAAUUAUAAAUACAUUAGAAUAUACUUAAAUACUUAAAAGUUUGCUAAACCGUUUCUUUAUUUUUUGUGUUUUGGUUUUGGCAACAGCCGUGCCAUUCGACUGUCAUUGUGUGAAUUAAAUUCGACGUCUGAAACCAAGUCGUGCUAGUGUCGUCGUGCUGCAGUCGAGCUACAGUCGAACCAGCUUAGCACGGCAGUAGCACGACGUUUGAAACAGGCCUUAGGCGGAUUUUCUUGUUGCUAAUGACUUCUUUAGUUUUAAUUAUGCGCAGACUCGACUUUUGUAGACUUAGCUAUAGUUGUUUGAGGCCUUUUGCAGUUAAAUUUCAGUUGUUACCUCUUAUGAUCUGUCGCCCUUAAACUUUGCAAUUGGCCAAAGCUAAUUAUUACUAAAUGUAGCCUUUUCUACUUGGACACCAAUGGGAUCUGCUGUUUUGUGUCAAUUUACCACCAUUACGCGGUUUUUGAAUUAUCACGAACAUUUGCAAUAUGUAGAAAUAGAUGUCAUACACAUUUAUUAUUAAUGAUCAAAUCGCUCGACUGAACAACCUGAGUUUGUUGUAAAGGCUUAUAAUUCACCUUUUGCCACAUUUGUACCGUAUAUUAAACUUUAUUAUACACUGUUUAUACAACGAAUUUAAAACAUCUUGGAUUAGUUAAUGAAACUUUUCGCUUUCUUGAUUCACCGACUCUGGUCACGUGCCAUUGAUAACAAUUUGUUUUGUUUAAUUGAGUCUGUUCUGUUUUUGUUCUGGAAUGAGUGCAAGUAACGUGCAUGCAUUAUUUUUAUCCAAUUCCUGAAUGACGGCGACGUGAAAAGGGACGUCUGUCGGUAAAACAGUCAGUCCCUGAGUCUUGUGUACAAAUUAUCAUCGCCUUGUCUACGGUCAAUCAUGAAUUUUUCCUAUGGUAAGUAGUUCACCUUUUAAAAAUAGGUUAUUUGAUCAACUGUUUCGGACUGAAAUGACACGUCAUUAGCAAAUGGUUCAGUGCAAGCUAAAACUGACAUCGUAGCGUAAGGACUUACCUACUGUUUCGCGCUCUUCUGAUUUGAUUUAGACGACGGUUGAAAUCUGCUUAUGAAGGAGAGCAAUGCAGAAUUCGCCUUUACUUAAUCCUAGGCUCUCUGUUGUGAAGUUAUUUUCCAUCAGAUUAACAGAAAGCUCAAAAGUAUACUUUUCACUAUUUUGACGCAUGCAAUCAAGUCACUUUUAAUUUUAAUUCCAUGUGGGCACUUUUCUAUCUAUCUAAUCAGUCGUCCGUUUUGUUUUACUCAUGUCGAAACCCAAGAUGGCGGAUCUAAUUGGCGGCUGUCUAGAAUCAAGAUGUAACUUACGGUCCUGUGCGCAAUUUCGUCAGAGCACCAAAAAGUCCCGUAUGAGGGCCGGACGCCUCAAGAAAAACGCGUGAGGCCCUGAGGGCGAAACGAGGAAAAUGCUGCCAUGAACGCGUUUUUGCUUCGUCAGAAAAUGUCAAAAACACAACGGUCAUAUGAUAAAAUGCUUAUUGACUGAGUUAGGUCGGGCCGGACGGGAAGAUUAAUAAUUCUCUAUUGUUUUAAACAGAUAAUACAACUGUGGCGCCUUCUACCAGCCUAUCAACUUCACACACCGUGAUCAUCACAGUGCUUUAUUCCCUGACACUCAUUGGGGCCGUGACAGGAAAUUUGCUUUUAAUUUUUAUCAUCGUUAAAAGGCGUGAGACAAGGACGUUAACUGGCUUCCUGUUCGUCAACAUGGCUGUCGCUGACCUCAUAGUGGCGUUUUUUGUCCUGCCUGCUACCAUGGCAAAUCCUUAUACCAGAUCAAAGUGGUUGACUGGUCUCUUUGGAGACAUCACAUGCAGAGGAGUUUAUUUUGUCUUUCAUGUUACCAUUGCUGCGUCUAUUUUAAGUUUGAUGUUUAUGGCGAUAGAUCGCUACUUGGCUGUGCUAUUUCCUUUGCGAAAUUUCACCACAUUUCGACGUCCCAAACUCCUAACUCUUGUCAUUUGGCUGGUGUCUGUGAUAGCCAUGGUCCCGGCAGCCGUUCUGUGGACCGUGGAUAGUGGAUUUUGUGUAGCAGUGUUUACCGUGUUUGGAACCGACAAAAUGCAAGGUAUGCGUGGAUACUACCUGUACCUUUUUCUGUUGUUCUACCUAACUCCGCUCUCGGUGAUAUCUGUGCUUUAUGGCCGUGUUUGCUUCAGAUUGUGGCGCCGACAGAUGCCUGGAUUGGUAACUUCAGAAACCGAGCGACGCAGAGGGGCAACAAAACGAAAAGUGGUGCGCACUCUUAUCAUAAUCACCGCUGUCUUCGCUGUUUGCUGGCUCCCAACUCAAGCAUAUCAUCUCAUUUUUGGAUUUCACUUUGGACUUCAUGAACAGUUACCUGAAAUUGUAAUGUACAUGUGUUUUUGGCUUGGGCAUACCAAUAGCGCUUUUAACCCAUGGCUUUACAUGCUUUUAACGGAUAAAUUCCGCAGGGCCCUGCGAGAUUUCAUUCAUUGUAAAUUUUCCAGUUUGGGUCUCAGGCCAGAGACGUCGGUAAAGUACACCCAGUAUACUUCUGUCAGGGAUAACAGCCUUGUGAAACGACCUCUUUCAACGACUCGUUUGCGUGGCAAUGGCCUACUUAAAGCCAGGGACGAGGAGGAAACUCCUAUAUGA